AUGUGGAACAAACUCGCCUUUGUAAACUGCAUCGCGAGUUCUAUGGGCGGCGGAGUUCUCAAAGAUAGUCUUCCGAAUGACCUCAAGCUGUACUGGCAGCAGUAUCCCUGGCGCCUGGGCGAGACCCUGUGCCGCCUGCGAGCGCUGGUGGCCGAAGCUACCUCGUACGCCUCGGUGCUCACCAUCGUGGCGUUCACCGCGGAGCGCUACGUGGCCAUCUACCACCCCCUCUUCCUGCAGACCACGUCCAGCCUCACCAGGGCCGUGCGCAUCAUCGCCAUUAUAUGGGUGGUGUCUCUGGUGAGCGCGGUACCGUUCGCGAUCUACACCCGCGUCAACUUCGUGGACUUCCCCGUGGGCUCAGGGCGCGCCCUGCCGGAGUCGGCCUUCUGCGCGCUGCCCAUGGACACGACGGCCGUGAGCCUGCCGCUGCUCCAGUGCUCCACCUUCGCCUUCUUCUGCCUUCCCAUGACCGUCAUCGUGGUGCUCUACCUCAAGAUCGGGCUCAGGCUCAGGAGGCAGCCCGGGCCAGGACAGUCCAGGAACCAUCGGAGACCCGUCCACAGGAUGCUCGUGGCUGUGGUCAUCGCCUUCUUCGUGUGCUGGGCUCCCUUCCACACCCAGCGCCUUCUCGUGGUCUACGUAAACCCGAGCCAGUGGACCCGAGGGCUUCGGACGCUCAACGAGGUGCUCUACUACACCGCUGGCUGCCUGUACUACUUCAGCGCCACCAUCAACCCAAUCUUGUACUCCCUCAUGUCCGUCAAGUACCGGGAGGCCUUCCGUGACGCUCUGUGUACCCUGUCGAAGACUAAGCAACGGCUCUCGGCCGCAGACUUCGAUCAGGCCGCCACGGUCGUGGUCGUCGGCGCAGGUCCUCACCUCCUCGAUGACUCACGGGUCGCCAAGCUCGGUCCUUACAGUGUUCUCCCACAACAAGACGCAGACACAGUCCCACCGGUCACCGAGGCGCCCACCAUGAAGUAUCUCAUCAUCCAGGCCGUGCUCGGGGUUAAGCCUAACGUGGCCGCCGUGUCGUCUUGCGUCACCAAGGAAGCAGACGACGUGGUUUCUUACGGAGAAGAAAAGAAUGCGAACGAAGUCGUGAGAAUCUCGAAUGAAAACAGCGCCUGCUCCGACGUAAAGAGAGAGGGAGAAACCGCCGUUUAA
Molecule: messenger RNA, 1170 nt
Organism: Ixodes scapularis (black-legged tick)
Lineage: Eukaryota; Metazoa; Arthropoda; Arachnida; Ixodida; Ixodidae
Product: neuropeptides capa receptor
Exons: 5
Coding region: 1-1170 (389 amino acids)
Biological process (GO): neuropeptide signaling pathway
Cellular component (GO): plasma membrane
Molecular function (GO): neuropeptide receptor activity
Source: RefSeq, a predicted model, not a curated record